This is a messenger RNA of Drechmeria coniospora, 1392 nucleotides long. RefSeq lists its product as uncharacterized. The transcript has a single exon. The record is from RefSeq and is a predicted model, not a curated record. The coding region runs from base 1 to 1392 and encodes 463 amino acids. NCBI's taxonomy places the organism in Eukaryota, Fungi, Ascomycota, Sordariomycetes, Hypocreales, Ophiocordycipitaceae.
AUGCUCGACGAAAGCUUUCCGACCUACCGCGUACGGCCCUCCUCCGACAGCCCACUCCAGACGCUCGUCCACUUCACUCACAACGGAUCCGACCCCUCGGCCGAGUAUCUCCUCAAGAGACCCUCUCCGGUCGAGUCGAGAAACCAGUAUGCCGUCGGACUGCUCGACGCCCACUACGCCUCCGUCGUCUACGCCGAGGUCCUCAUCAAGCCCGAAUGGUCGCAGCCUACCCUUUCGGCGGCAGAGGUGCGCGCCAACGGCACGACGUCGCCCGUUCCCUUGACGCCAGACUCCUUCACCAUGUCCCUGUACAAUCCGGACCAGACCAUCGUCAUCAAGCACCGGCAGGGUAGCUGGGGAAAGUCGGACGUGUGGGAAUUCGAGAUGCCCGAGCGCAGCUUCAAGGUUCCGAGCGCGAGCCGCAUCGAUCAAGAUGGCGGCGAGAGCGAGGCACCCGACCUGACGCCCAAGGUCGUCUUUCGCUGGAAGCGCGACGGCAGGCUGAGCAAGGACCUGACCUGCUUCAUGUCCGGCCGCUGCGUCGGCGGCCAGAAGAACAAGGAACCCGACAUCACCGUCGCCAUGUUUCGCAUCGGCAGGAACGAGAGCAAGGUGACCAUCUACGAGCCCAACAUGCCCCGCGUCGACGUCGAGGACCGGAAGGGGCUCGAGGUCUCCUUCAUCCUGGGCGCCGAAGUCAUCCGGGACCUCUAUCUGGUCCCGCGGCACAACAUGUUCAACACGGCCGCCGCCGCCUCCGGACCGACGCACGUCAGCGGACCGAGGAAGAGCUCGAAUCCUCGCCCGAUGCCGGCGGGACAGAUGGCCUUUGCCUCCGGCGCCAUGGUCGACACGUCAAUGUCCCCGGCUGCCUCCUCGGCGUCCCGACCGCCACGGGUGGAGGCCACGUCUGCCGAGGAGAAUCGAAAAGCGCGCGAGCGCGAGAGGCGGGACGAGGAGGAGCAGAAGCGCAUCAGAAAGAUGCUCGAGAAGGAGGAAAAGGAGCGGCGGCGAAGAGAAGCCGAGGUGGAAAGGGAAACGGAGCGGCUCCGUAGAGAAUACGGCGUCCCGCCGCCGCCUCCGCCCCCGAGCGGUCCGUCGCCUGCGCUGCCACCAAGGGCUGGCGGCGGAGGUCGGCACUAUUCGACCAACUACACGACGAACAACGGGCCUUGGUACGGGGCUCAGGACAGACCGCCGCCGGUCCGGCCGAACAGCGCAGGACCGCCAUCGGCCCCGGGCGCUGGCGGACGGAGGAAGCAGUCCCCCCCGCAGGGUUCACACUUGGCCAGCUCGCAGGGGGGGUCGUCGGGAACGGGCGUCAGCAGCUUCUUCCACCGGUCGGAAGAGGAUAAGCGGAAACGGGUGCAGAAGCGCAGCGUGUACUUUUGA